Rhagoletis zephyria (snowberry fruit fly) is the source of this 432-nucleotide messenger RNA. Lineage: Eukaryota; Metazoa; Arthropoda; Insecta; Diptera; Tephritidae. The record is from RefSeq and is a predicted model, not a curated record.
AUGAGCUCCGGAUACGCCUACUACUUCGUCAUCGUCGGCAAGUCUGAUAAUCCACUCUUCGAGUUGGAGUACAGCACCAAAGGCGGCGACCACAACUUUGACCACCGCUACCUGACGCAGUUUGUGGCCCACGCAACGCUGGAUCUGGUAGAUGAGCACAUCUGGAUCACGCCACACAUGUACCUGAAAGGCGUCGACAAGUUCAACGAGUGGUUCGUGACGGCCUUCGUCGGCGGCAACUCGCGUGUCCGGUUUCUCCUCCUGCAUGACGCCUCGAAGAUCGAGGACAGCAACAUUCGGAACUUCUUCCAGGAGAUGUACGAGCUGUACACCAAGUUCGCCCUCAAUCCACUGUACGUUCACCAUACGCCCAUCAAGUCAAAGCUGUUCGACAAGAAGGCCUACAACAUUGCCAAGAGGUACCUUCCCUAA